AUGACUGCUGUUGAUGCUUUAUUUGCUCAAGCUGAUGUUAAUCAUGAUCAAAGACUUGAUUUAAACGAGUUUCAAAAUAUUAUUGGUGCUACUGAAUCAACUGACUCAUCUUCAUACCAGUCCUCAUCAUACGAAUCAUCAAUAACUGAUGGUGCUUUAAGUGACAAUCUUGCAUAUGCUAAAGCUGGAAAUGGAAUCACUACACAAACAAAUACUGUUCAACGCUAUGAAACUGAUGCUCAAGGUAUCUUCAAAGAUCCCAAUCCACAAAUCAUACGUCGUCCAGCGGCAAGCGGUGCUGUAGCUUACACACAAAAUGUUAAAAUUCGAUUUCUUCAACCACCACCUACUCCACCACCAGGUCCACUCAUCAUCAAAGAAAUACGACCACCACAACCACCACCUCCACCACCACUUCGUAUUCGACAACAAGCUCCUCCUCUUCCUCAACCACCUCCACUUGUUUUACGUGAACGACCACCAAUUCCACCAGCUAGUAUAGCUUCUCGAACAAUUAUUCGACGAUUGGCUGCUCCUCCUGUCCCGCCUCGAACAGUAAUUAUCGAACAUUUACCAGCAUUACCACCAAAACCGCGAGAUAUUAUCAUCGAACGGUGGAUACCGUAUGAAGUAGCCGCAAAACGCAAAGUUAUCGUUCAACGCGCCGCAGCUGCUCAACCGUAUCCAGAACCACGUAAUGUUGUUAUUCAUUAUGAACCCAUUCAAGUACGUGUUGUUCGACAAUUUCAACGUCUUGGUGUUACACAAGAAAACCCUGCUGCAUAUGCUCAACGUUAUGGAGAAUCCCUUUUAGAUACACAAACAUUAUUAACACAAGCUCGUGCUGCUGGUGUUGUUGAAGAUAUUUCAGCACCAGCUCUCACUAGUACAAUAGCUAAUCAUACUAUUGAAAAUGUCGCAAAUUUCGACACUGGAGUAUCUGAUGUUGGUGGUACAUCAUCGUAUGAGUCAUCAUCUUACUCAGCUGCGAUCGAUACUUCUAGAUAUGGUGCUGGUAUAGAUACUACUGCCCUUGUAAAUAAUGACCUUGAUGGUACAAAUGAUUCAGCAUCGACAGCUACUAGGUGUCAAAAUGGACGAUGUUUUAUGUAUAAGUGA
This is a messenger RNA of Adineta steineri, 1119 nucleotides long. The record is from the annotation of a GenBank genome assembly. Lineage: Eukaryota; Metazoa; Rotifera; Eurotatoria; Adinetida; Adinetidae.